This is a messenger RNA of Leishmania mexicana MHOM/GT/2001/U1103, 4161 nucleotides long. RefSeq lists its product as uncharacterized. Gene Ontology annotation, cellular component: cytoplasm; autophagosome. The record is from RefSeq and is a predicted model, not a curated record. Gene Ontology annotation, molecular function: ATP binding; protein serine/threonine kinase activity. Lineage: Eukaryota; Euglenozoa; Kinetoplastea; Trypanosomatida; Trypanosomatidae. The transcript has a single exon. Gene Ontology annotation, biological process: autophagosome organization; protein autophosphorylation; autophagy. The coding region runs from base 1 to 4161 and encodes 1386 amino acids.
AUGUUUCCUACGGGCGAUGCGCUGGCAGUUAGCGAAGGCAGCAGCCACCGCCAGAAGCAGCAGCAGUGCCGCAGCGGUGGCAACGGUGAUGGCAGCGGCACUGACGGCGACAACACAAGCAGCAGCCGUAACGACGCCGGGAACUCGCUGAACAGCGGCAGCAGCAGCGGUGGUGGUGGCGGCCGUGGCGCCACGGCGAAGGGCCCAUUCCUCGGCAGGGAAGAAGGCAGCGGUGAGGCGAAUGUCUCGAUAGCCCGCACGCCGAGCGGUGACGGUCAGCCGCAGUAUGCGCGGCCGAGGUCGGAGAACCCGCCGGCAAUGACCUCUCUGCUGAGCCGUCGCUGUCUAGACGGUGCCGUUGCUGUAGACAGUGCCGAAGACGGCGACAGCACUCCUAGCGUCGACGGCGACGUCGACCGUGCGCGGCCAAGUUCGCCUUUUGUGCUCCGCUGCAACCACCUGCGCGGGCCCCCUAUCGCGGCUGUUAUGACACCGGAUGCAGCAAGCGGUCGACCCGCUGGCAGUCAGCAUAGCUCAAAAGCGGACCUGCUGGAGGCGCAAGGCGAUCCGUCGAUGUCUUCGCCUCGCCAACAACUCCAACGCCCCGUGUCGAGCGACAGCAUCAUCUUCAGCAUCGUCUCCUCAAACAGCUCUCGCGACGAGGGCGAAAAUCGGGGGUCGGAGGCGGCACGGACACGGCGGCACGCUGGCGACGGCGAUAACAAUGGAAGCGAGACUGGUAAACACGGCGUCGAGAGCGGGGCAGACUCGAUGCACUCGUCACCGGUGGCUGUCACGCUCUGGGGCGUCGACCGCGAUCUCCGCCGCAAGCGCAUCAAGAAGGUCAGCCACUACAUCCUCGGCCCGCUGCUCGGGGAGGGCAGCUACGGCGUCGUGCGCGACUGCAUCGACCUCAACACGGACAACGCCGACCGGCGCUUCUCGCGGUGCGCCAUCAAGAUAAUCAGUGGGCACUACGCCAAGUUCGACAUGUCAGCAGCGAACCCGAGCACGGCGCCGGCGACGUCGCCCGCCGCGGCCGAGGAUGGCGCUGGCGGCGGUGCUCCGGCAGGCGCCCGAGGCACGCUAAAGCGCACGUCUGGCAUGCAGUACCGCCGUGAGGAGGACUUGAAGCGGCAGGAGACCUUUCAGCGGGAGAUGCGCAACCUGCAGCGCUUCCACAGCAAGAACAUCAUCCGCGCCCUCGACGCCUUCACCCGCUACAGCAAGGAGUACGUUGUGAUGCCCAUCGCCAUCUGCAGCCUAAGGCAACUGGUGCAGCGGAUGCUGCGCACGCGGUGGCGCGAGGCGGUGCGGGAGUGGCGGCGAGCGCAGCGUCGGCUGCAGCGGAGGCAGCGGCACAAGCGAGGCCCCUUCGGCCCCUCCGUCAGCGGAGAUCAGACACCGCCGCCGCCACCGCAGUCGCCAUGGCUUCCCACAGUGCCCUCUGCGGUGGAGGAACUAGAUAUGGAUGAGCUUGCCUUCAUGACAGACGGCGAGUGCGAUGACGACGACGGCGGCACUGACGGCAUCUCCGCGAGUCGACCUCACAGCAGCAGCAGCAGCAGCGACGGUGACGACGGCGUUGCUGCUGGGCGGGACAGUAAAACGAGCAUGGUCAACCACGAUGAAGAGUCGCAGCGUCCCCACUGUGGCACCAGCACCGCCGCCACAGCGCACAUCAACGACAGCUAUACGAUCCACUCCAACGGAUCGCCCUCUUCCCAGUCGCCCCAGCAGCCAUCAGCUGAGCACUACCCAGCCUUCGCCGGGGGCCACCACCGCGGAGGCGGUGACGGAAGCUGGGGGGACGACGUCAGCGACCCCAGCUCCGUGAGCACGACAGGGACGAAUAACGCCAUCACCGUCAUCAGCGCGACACCGCCGACCCUGUCGGCCAUCGAGCUCCCGAUGGAGUGCGACGAUUUUGUUGGCAGCGGCGUCAACAGUCCUGACAGGCAGCUGCCAGCCGCCGCGUCACCGGCACCGGCACCAGCAGCUGCCGCACAGCACAUCCGGCCACGCAUGUCGCUUCCCGUGUGCUCGCCGACGCUGCUGAAGGGCAUCUUCUACCAGCUCGUGUCCGGCGUUGCCUACCUGCAUCAGCAGCACCUGGCGCACAACGACAUCAAGCCGUCGAACGUGCUGCUCUUCGAGGACGGCACCGUGAAGCUGGCCGACCUCGGCAGCGUCAGCGACACGUACAACGACCAAGGCUCCCCGCUCUGUGCUUCGCCGGAGCUGUGCAAGUACUUUUACGGCGCCGCGACGCCGCCGGCGUCCUUCUCGCAGUCGACGCAGCACGUUGGGCGGGAUGCGGCGCAGUCCAGCGACAUGUGGUGCUGCGGGCUGACGCUCUAUUACCUCAUCACCGGAAAACCCGGCCCGCUGCCGGUGCAGCUGCAAUACUUCCGCGCAUUGAACAGCAAGCAGGCGCACCAGUCGUUUCGGUCCUUCACGCUGCAUGGCGACAGCGGCCAAGCGGCCCUGCCCCCCGUCGUGACCCGCUACCAGCUUUACCGCGAGAUUGCCCAGCAGACAACGCCGGUGGACCUCAGCGACCUACCGGAUAUGGUAGCACCGGACGUGGGCAAUGACGUGCUGCUCCCAAGCUCACUGACGUUGAGCAAAGAUAAGACCCCACACGGUGACUCUGUGGACGAUGCGGCCACGUCGUUGUACCCGCCUAACGGCGUGCGACAUCUCCUGGCAGGGCUCCUUGAGCUGGACCCGCUGCGUCGCCUCACCGCCGAGCAGGCGCUACGCCACCCGUGGCUGCGCAUGGCCUUCCGCUCCAAGACGAGUGAAACGAGUAGCAACAGCACGAUCAGCCAGACCAGCGCAGCGAACAGCCGCGGCAGGCAGCAGGGUGAUGCGCAGCGGCAGCAGCGCAAGGCGCCGUCGAAGCAGGCCAUGGAAGAGGCCAUUCAGCGGGAUGUGGCGCGUCGCGUGAUGGAGUCGCGGCACGUGCAGCACAUGAUGCGCCAGGAUCGACAGCGGCACCUUCAGUUCGUUGCGGACUGCUGCAACCUGCUGAACCUCGCCAUACCUCCAGAGAUCAUCAAGGUGCACCCCGAGGCGCCCUACCACGAGGACAACGGUGCCGGCAUGUGCUCCUCUUCACCGCCAGCGCUGCAGGUGUAUCGCCCCAACUCACUGGCCGCGGCGGCGGCGGCUGUGUCGGGGCGUAACACCCGUCUUGGUCGGCGCUCCGCCGGUGCGAACACGCCAGGGCCGCGCUGUGGCACUGGCGGUAGUGAAUGGUCUGUCACCUCACACAACAGCCACAACGCAGCCGUGACGGGGGUCGUCCUACGGAACGUCAUGCGACCACGCGUGAUGCCGCCCGGGUGCGUCGACACAGACCUGUUCCUCCCACACUCGGAGGAGGACUACUAUGAGCAGAAGAGUGGCAAGGCGGAGUUUGAUGUGCGGGUGCUGCGCCGCAAGCCGCUGCUCAUGGCGCAGCUCAACGAGUACUUUCACAACGUCGUGCUCGUGCAGUGCGGGUACCGGACGGGGCCCGAUCCGAACUACCAGGCAAUGCGUCUGCGAGCCGUGCCUGUCGAGGAUGAGAACGGCGGUGAUAGCAGCGGUGGGAGUCAAGGAGGCACCCAACAGCCAGCGGUCAUGAUCCUGCCAGGCGUCAGUGGCAGCGUCUAUCGUCGCAGCCCGGCCCUGGGGCUGUCAUCGAUGCCGGCAGCAGCGUCGGUGGCGAGGAAUAGUUUCGAUUACGGCGAGUCUGUGGACGUGUGGGCCGCUGGUCCUCGCCACAACCCGCGCACCCACGUUGACGGUCACCGGGAGGUGGUUGCGGCCGCCUCCUCGACUGGUGCUGUUGCAGGUCGUGGAGCCAACCUGUCCAGAGCAAGCGCCGCAGCUGCUCGCUCGCUGAUCGGCACAUCCCUUCCCGGGGACGCCGCGCCGUCGCGGUCGUCUGCUGCUGGCGGCACCGGCAACAGGGCUCCAGAUGCUGGAAGUCAUCCUGACCUCUGCUGUGGCAGAGGGAGCACAAGAGACAGCGGCAACGCCAGUGCCAGUCGUCGCGUGGCCCGCAGAGGUCGCGGGCGCGGCCAGAGUGACGUCAGUGAGUCCCCGUCGGAAGAGGAGGCCAACGUCGCCAUGCGGGAAAGUUCGAAGUGUCUGUGCGGUCUGGUGUAA